GAGAUACCAAAUUGCCCAAAUUGGACCCAAAUUUGUGAAUUGAUGCUACGCCUGGGUAAGAUCUCUGACGACUGCCUGUCAUAUUCUCCACCGUCAUCAUCCUACGCCGCCACUUCCACAUCGGAGCCCUCGUUUUCCGCCGCCUGAAGGCUAUUUCCGUUGACUGGCAGCGGCAAUCGCCGGUAUGAAUCAGAACAUGAGGAAGAGGGAGCGGGAGAACCCUUGCGGCGUGUGCGGCCACUACCACAAGUACGAGGAAGGCGAGGUGUGCCAAAUCUGCGGCCACCGCAUGGCCGGCGUGGCGGAGAAGGUGUCGUCGAUCCAAGUCAGCGCCUUUCCUACUGAGAUCCUGCCCGAGUUCCUCUACCUGGGCAGCUACGACAAUGCCUCCCGGGCAGAGCUUCUCAAGACCCAGGGCAUUUCUCGAGUUCUCAAUACUGUUCCUGCUAUUCAAAACCUCUAUAAAAAUUCUUUUACAUAUUUCUGCCUCCAAGAUGAGCAUAAUUUACAGUUUGAUGAUGCAGUUGAAUUCUUAGAAGAAUGUGAAAGGGAUAGGGCACGUGUUCUUGUACAUUGUAUGACAGGAAAAAGCAGGUCCCCUGCUAUCGUGAUGGCAUACCUGAUGAAAAGUAAAGGAUGGAAACUUGCACAGUGUUAUCAAUGGGUGAAAGAACGGAGACCAUCAGUUGAACUCACUCAAGGUGUCUACCAGCAAUUGCAGGAUUAUGAACAGAAGGUGUUUGUCUCAGUCGAGAAUAGCAUCACUCUCAUGCCUGCCUUCACUCCUCCCGCCGCGCCUUCUUUCAGCUUUGGCUUCCCCAAGCCCAGCGAACCCGUGUCUGCUCCCACCUUCAACACCGCUGGCGCAACUUCCGUUUUCUCUGGACCUCGUCUCGACAUUCCUCCUCAGAAGUUCACUUUUGGUGCCGGGCAUACUCAGAACAAUGCGUCGCAAAACCUGCCUGUUUCGAACCAAAAUCCAAGUGAUGGUGAUAUAUCAAUGGAUGGCUCAUGAAGAAUGCUAAAGAAGGUAGCUCUUUUUGCAACUCAAAAUCCAAAUGACAGUGUUUGUGUUUCAUGGGAUGAUGAUGAUGAUGGGCUCAGUAAUACAGAGUUUCACAAUUUGGUUGAUACUUGAGAAUUUCUACAGAAGUUUGGAUGUAAAGUUGGUGGGGAUAUGUUUAUACAAUGUUUACUUAGUUUUAUUACAGACUUAUAGUGGUGCGGGAUUCGUUAUUUCAGAAAUCCAUAUGUUUUCUUCCCUAAUCUACCUGGGAUCCCGAUUAUAACUCAACUCGUUACAAUUACUAAGUAUUUUAUUCAUAUUACAAUUCAAAUAUUUGAACCAAA
Molecule: messenger RNA, 1350 nt
Organism: Ipomoea triloba (trilobed morning glory)
Lineage: Eukaryota; Viridiplantae; Streptophyta; Magnoliopsida; Solanales; Convolvulaceae
Product: protein-tyrosine-phosphatase IBR5
Exons: 5
Coding region: 185-1015 (276 amino acids)
Biological process (GO): auxin-activated signaling pathway; protein dephosphorylation; abscisic acid-activated signaling pathway
Cellular component (GO): nucleus
Molecular function (GO): protein tyrosine/serine/threonine phosphatase activity; MAP kinase phosphatase activity
Source: RefSeq, a predicted model, not a curated record